Molecule: messenger RNA, 1086 nt
Organism: Dioscorea cayenensis subsp. rotundata (Guinea yam)
Lineage: Eukaryota; Viridiplantae; Streptophyta; Magnoliopsida; Dioscoreales; Dioscoreaceae
Product: protein PHOSPHATE-INDUCED 1-like
Exons: 1
Coding region: 1-960 (319 amino acids)
Source: RefSeq, a predicted model, not a curated record
AUGACCACUUCUUCUCAUAUUAUAACCAAAACCACCACAUUUCUUAUUCUCCUUCUCCUCUUUCUAAGCUCUUUCAGUAUAUGUCUUGGGACUAGAACCCUAAACUCUCUCUACAAACCACCCCCUAACCUUCUCAAAUACCACAAUGGUCCUUUACUCGAAGGCAACAUCCCCAUAUCCAUUCUCUGGUAUGGCAACUUCAAACCGUCACAAAAAUCCAUCCUCAUUGACUUCAUACUUUCCCUAACUCCUUUCCACCAUCCCCACACAUCAAACAGAGCCCCCACACUGUCUCAGUGGUGGAAAACAGUGGAUGACUUGUUAGCCAUGGCAGGAAAAGCAAAAACCCACAUCUUUAUAUCAGAACAAACCACAGACAUCCAUUACUCACUAGGUAAACACCUCAACAAGUCUCAAAUAGAAAGACUAACAACAAAGAGAGCUAAAACAACAAAAGAAGGUAUAAUGCUGGUCUUGACGUCUGAGGACGUGGCCGUAGAAGGCUUCUGCAUGAGCCACUGUGGUUAUCACAGUUCAUACUCCGGCGAGAAAGAAGCUUAUAUAUGGGUUGGAAACUCAGUGAACCAGUGCCCGGGCCAAUGUGCAUGGCCAUUCCAUCAACCUUUGUAUGGACCUCAAAUGGCUACUCCAUUGGUGUCACCAAACGGAGACGUAGGAGUUGAUGGGAUGGUGAUAAACUUGGCAACGUUGAUUGCCGGAACAGUGACUGAUCCGUUUGGGAGAGGGUACUUUCAAGGAGAGGAAGGUGGCGAGGUGGAGGUGGUGGCUGCUUGUUCAGGGGUGUUUGGGAAAGGGGCAUUCAGUGGGUACACUGGUGAGGUGUUGGUGGAUAAAACAGGCAAUGGAGGGAGUUAUAAUGUUGUAGGGUUGACAGGAAGGAAGUUCUUGGUUCCUGCUAUGCUUGAUCCUUCUACUUCCUCUUGUUCUCCUAUGGUUUGAUGAUAUAUUCUUGCUUGCUUUCAUUGUUUGUUUGUUUAUUAAGUAGGUUCAAGGGGUGGAUUAUUUUAUAAUAUUGUGUAAUACUUUAUUUGUGUGUAUUAUCAGAAUAAUUUGUGUACCAAAGAG